AUGGGAAGAAAGAAGGCAAAGGGUCAAGUAAACAAGCAAUUGGAGCAAGUUAUUAAGAUGGCCCGUCAACGUGCCAAUGAUCUCCUGGGAGAAAUAGAUGCCAUGUCAAAUGCCAAAUUAGACAUUUUAAAUGGUUUAAUUGCAACUGCUACCGCCGAGCAAAACCAACUGAAAGACGCUGUAGACUUCUCGAGGAAACUCAUUAACCAUGGCAACGAUAUAGAUGUCCUCCAAAUGGCCUCGGCCUGUGAGCAAAGCAGUCACAGCGUCCAGACUCUCGACAUCCCGACCCUGCCCGCAGCCAUGACCCAGCUACAGCUUAGCACUAACGACAAGGAGGAGUGCGUUGCUUAUAUCAACAGCUGCCUUGGAAACGUAGUUCCCGCCGUGAGUGGAAGACUAGUGACAUCAUUCAAAGUAGAACUGACCAAGUCUCCUCUGGAGUUUAUCAGUCACGUGGCCACUGAUGCAAACGGUGAUUUUCUUACUGGUAUAUUUUGUAAUAAGGACAAUUCACGGAAUAGAAUUCACAUCUACGAUUCCACUUUUGUCCAUCAGGGCACAAUUCCAAACCCAAGAGCAGCAGAAAAUGACGCCUUUGCUGGUAUUGCCAUUGAUGAUGACGAUAACAUCGUCACUAGAUGUCAGGUGUCAAAUGAAAUCAUUAUCUACUCCAAGAAAGGAGACCGCGUGAGAACAUUCCACAGUGAAUCACUUGAAGCAGUAGCGGUCAACAGCAAGGGUCACUAUGUAAUGGCAGGUAGCAGUACUCUAACUGUGCACCACAAGGAGGGCAAGGUCCUGCAGACAACACCAGACCCAGAGGGUAAAUAUUUCAAAUACAUCCACUGUAACGUCAAUGAUGACGUCAUCGUCAAAGGAGAUGAUCACAUCCGUGUAUACGAUUCCACUCUCCAGCUUAAAUACAGAUAUGGUACCCAGGGUGACGGAGACGGGCAGGUGAAAGAUCCGUGCGGCGCAUGCUGUUUGGAUAAUGGAGACAUCAUUCUAACAGACUUCAACAACCAUCGUCUUCACCUCGUGUCACUAGAUGGGAAAUUCAAAAAGUUUCUUUUAACCAAAGAAAAUGGACUUGAUGGUCCGAAAGAUGUUGCAAUAAAUCGUCUUGGACAACUGGUAGUUGGAGAAAAUAAAGGCCAAAUUAAAUUCUUCGAAUUAUGA
Lingula anatina is the source of this 1182-nucleotide messenger RNA. RefSeq names its product tripartite motif-containing protein 2-like. The record is from RefSeq and is a predicted model, not a curated record. Lineage: Eukaryota; Metazoa; Brachiopoda; Lingulata; Lingulida; Lingulidae.